AUGGUCACGCCCAAGCCUGACCUUACCGUGGGGUAUUCAUAUGACAAGAUCACUCCAAUUAGAAACAUUGCCUGGCUCUAUCAUCGAAAGCAAGACUUCGUCAUCAAUAAUGCUCAGAUAUAUUUCCCUUAUUUCUUAGUUGAAGUAAAGACCCCAAAAGGCGACGUGACAGAGGCGUUGAACCGGUUGAUGGGCGAUGGCGCAACUUGUCUUCGCCUAAGCUCGCAGGUGCUCCCUAGAACUAUGAACUUCGUCUUCGGUACAGUUGCCACUCCCCAAUGGAUACAACUUUAUUCCAUAUGGCAGGACAAGAGUGGACAAAUCUAUGUUGAAUUGAUAGAGGAUUUCUCCCUAAGUAAAGUCGAAACGUAUUCGAACUGUCGGGACGCUAUCCGAAAGAUACACGAAUGGGCAGCACAAGUCCGGCUUCCGGCCAUUUUCGAAGGUCUUUACCAGAUGGUGAAGGCCGAGGAAGAAAAGGUACAAAAUAGAAACGAAGAAUAUUAAAUUGAUGAAUAAAAAUAGUGAGUUUACCUAAAU
This is a messenger RNA of Hypoxylon trugodes, 540 nucleotides long. RefSeq lists its product as uncharacterized. The transcript has a single exon. Bases 1 to 507 code for a protein of 168 amino acids. The record is from RefSeq and is a predicted model, not a curated record. Lineage: Eukaryota; Fungi; Ascomycota; Sordariomycetes; Xylariales; Hypoxylaceae.